UUGCUAAGAAAAAAAAGGCCAGGGAUCCAGAAUCUCCAUCGAGUCCACUCUCCAGCAAUGAGCAGCGAGCUGCCGCCGCCGGCGGCGGCUGCGCCAGCAGCCAAACCUCCGUCGAUCCCCUCCACGGCCACCACCACCACCACCACCCUCGCCACCGCCGGCGACGGAACCACAACCAUAUCCUCGCUGGGCCAAGACCAGCUCCUGGAGAUCUUCCUCCGGCUGCCCAGCCUGCCAGCCCUCGUCCGCGCCGCGCUCACCUGCCGCUCCUGGCUCGGCGCCGUCCGCUCCUCCCGGCCCUUCCGCCGCCUCUUCCGCGCCCUCCACCCGGCGCCCCCCCUCGGGAUCUUCCUCGAGGUCGACGACAGCACCGCCCCCUCCUUCGCCCCCUUGCGCCGCUCAGAUCCGGACGUCAUCGCCGCCCUCCGCCGCGGCGACUUCUUCCUCACCUCCCUCCCGCUGGGCGACGUCGCGCCCAGGGGCUGGACCGUCACGGACUGCCGCCACGGCUACAUCCUCUUGUGGAACACCUUCCGGGCCGUGGCCGCGGUGAACCCCAUGACCUGGGAGGUGGACACCAUCCCGGUGCCCGACGACGUCGUGGACGGGGGUACCAGCGAAUUCGCCUUCCUUAGCUUCCUAUUGCUGUCUUCCGAGGAGAACCCUAGGUCGUUCGGCGUGGUCUGCGUCUGCGCCGACGUGUCUAGGGUUCGCGCCGCCGUCUUCUCGUCGGGGACGAGGGAUUGGGUCAUCCACCCAUGGGCGGAAAUCGGCCGUGAGUAUGGCCUAAUGUACGGUGCUAACACGCUGGUGGAUGGCUCCGUUUACUGCCCUUUCUAUGAGGGAAGAAGUGUGAUUAAGAUAAACACAGCCACCAUGGAUUUCUCCUCUCUGGAUCUACCCUCGCGGGUAAUUGAUUACGGACAGGCGGAUUUCAUCGUUGGGGACACUAAGGAUGGAGAGCUCUGCAUGCUAUAUGCAUCUGAUGAUUUUUACCUCCAUGCUUGGAUCCGUGGUGUGGACGGUGAUGGAAUUGGGAUUUGGGUGCCGCAGCUCAUACUCUCAUUGAGCGCAGAGAUUGACCGGACGAGUGGGGAAUCGGAGGGCAAACUCAGAGUUGUGCAAGCUAGGUCUGGAUGCGUGUACUUGUACUUGACAUGCAUAACCCCUGCUGGCACACAACGCAGCUGGUUAUUCUACCAUUCAUUGGGGACCACGGAGAUUGAGUUACUGAUCAAUGGGACAUUUGAUGACUAUGCCUAUCCGUAUAUUAUGGCCUGGCCUCCUUGUUUGAUUGGUGAUGAUGGGGCCACUGGGCAUGAAGUUGAAGGUUCUCACUAAAAUCUGCAGUUGUGGCAACAGCAGCAGCAGGGGAGAUUUGCGUGUAAGCUGCAAGGUUGUCGUGCUCGGUGUCGAACGCAUUUAUGUUGACUGACCAUGGAAAGUUGGGAAUCAAAUAAUGCAGUUGAUUUGAUUGGUUUGUAGAAAUAAUCUAUUGCCAGAUUGUCUCACGUAUAUAGUGAGUGGUUAAUGAUUAGAAUGAUAUAGUGAGCCUGCUGCUUUGCCAAAUAUCAUGAAUCGUGUAAUCUACUGUCAUUUCAGAACGUUCAGGUUUUUUUAGGGCUUUCAGAACAUUCAGUUAUAAAGUGAGUUCAAGCUUCAAUA
Triticum aestivum (bread wheat) is the source of this 1665-nucleotide messenger RNA. RefSeq lists its product as uncharacterized. NCBI's taxonomy places the organism in Eukaryota, Viridiplantae, Streptophyta, Magnoliopsida, Poales, Poaceae. Gene Ontology annotation, molecular function: protein binding. The record is from RefSeq and is a predicted model, not a curated record. The transcript has 2 exons. The coding region runs from base 58 to 1341 and encodes 427 amino acids.